Molecule: messenger RNA, 3192 nt
Organism: Habropoda laboriosa
Lineage: Eukaryota; Metazoa; Arthropoda; Insecta; Hymenoptera; Apidae
Product: zinc finger and BTB domain-containing protein 41-like
Exons: 2
Coding region: 1-3192 (1063 amino acids)
Biological process (GO): regulation of transcription by RNA polymerase II
Cellular component (GO): nucleus
Source: RefSeq, a predicted model, not a curated record
AUGAUCUACAAGGUUUCCUUCGAUGGCGGCGUUGUUGCUGUGUGUGGACCCCUACAGAGCUGGCUACGGGGUAGUCAAAUGUCUCGUAAAGGAACUCCCUCCGCUUGCAAGUCAAAACAAAUCCCGCGAAUCUUUCGUAACCGGCGAGGUUUGUGUUCGGUUCGCGGUUGGCCGCACGGCGAGGUCGGCGUUGUGGGUGGAUCGGUAGGUUACAGUCAGUCGAGUCUGUUGUCCGCUUCGCCGGAUGAGGAGAAAACGGAAGAUACAAAUAAAAAAGGAAAACAUAAAGCGGAGACAGACGACGAGACUGCACAGUAUCACCAUAGAGUGUGGAUCGAGGGUAAUCAAGUGACAAACGGUGUUGUAACUAGCGAGCCGUGUAUUGUUGACGGAAUCGGUAAAGUCGCCGAUGUCGAGACUGUAGCGGACAUUGAGAAAUGGUUAAAAACACGCACGGAAUCCGUGUCGAGCAUGGAUCUCGACGCGAUCAAGUCCGGGGUCGAGGAGGGCGUCGACCGGUACCUGGGCGAGGAACUCCAGCACGCUUUUCUGGAAAAGGACCCUGACGGAUUGUCGAUCGACAUCGAUCUGUCAGACAAAAAACUCAAUUUAGGUUAUGAUCCUUUGCUUCAGGAGCUUCAGAAUGAGAAGCUGCUGGACGAGAAGGAUAGCUUUAUACUGCCGGAAUUUCAGCUGGAUCAUUUGGAUCCGUUGGCGUUAUCUCCGGACGAUAUGAUGGUUGCCGGUGAAAUUUUACCGUCGACCAGUGCUCAACCUACUUUAACUGUCUCUAAUAGAGAUGUCGAAGGAUUAUGUGCGGAAACUGAACAAGCUUCGUUGUUGAAGAAGGCCAUGAUUGUUGAUGGCCAAGAGUCACAAAACAAGUCCACACAGGUUGUUGUAGACGACUUGCGUGUUAUAGAUGAAGUGAAUAAAGAUGUUCAAUUACAAAAGGACAAUAGCCCAUCUGAAAAUACUAUGAAUCUCUAUGUGCAGGAUCUCAGUUCUGAAAAUAUAGUAGAAGAGUUGUCAGGAGCAAAGCUGGUUGAAGGUGAUUCUGAAAAUGUUAUAAUUGAACAAUUGAAAACAAAGGCUAAGGUGAAGUUGGAACCACGUAUUAUUAAGAAGCGUAAAAAGAUACCGGAAACAUUAGAGAAAAAAUUUGAGAGUGAGAUUAAGAUAUGUGGAGAGGAUGUUGUAGACACUGAGGAUGGUGUAAUGGCUGUUGUCGCCAUAUCAACCGACAAGAUUUCAAAUAUGACACAAAUUGUUAUAAACACUGGUACAGAAGAACAGAUUUAUCAAGGGAAGACUUCAGAGCUCAUAGAAGCUACAGGAAAUUUUCCAAAAUUGCCAAAAAUAGAAACUUCAACAGUGUGGAAUGGAACAAUAGAACAGAGUGCAGAAAAUCCUAAUAACCAACAUGAAUUGGUGAUAUCAAAUGCUUUAGAGGAAUUAGGUAUUACAGAUGACAACUUACAGCCAAUAUCUGUCAAUGAGCAUGGGAAAGUAUGGCUCUGUCCACGUGAUGAUUGCAAUAGGCAAUUUAGUAAACUUUAUGCAUUGAAAGGCCAUUUAUUAGCACACUAUGGUGUAAGACCAUUUAAGUGUGAUUUCGAAGGGUGUGCCUGGGCAUUUUAUUCAGAAUUUAAGCUCAAACGACACAAAGAAACGCAUUUGAAACGUAAAGACUAUAUUUGCGAGGUACAAGGUUGUAAUCGUCGAUUUACUACGAUUUAUAAUUUAUGGAGUCACGCGAAGUUGCAUAGUCGCCCGAAUAGGAUAUUGUGUCAAGUGCCAGACUGCCAGGAGAAAUUUCAGACAAAGAGAGCUCUAGAACUGCACAUGAAGUCUCAUGACCAGAGUCAUGCUCCGUAUGUCUGUAAACACGAAGGUUGCGGAAAGAGAUAUUAUAGUAGUAACGCUUUGACGUCGCAUCAAAGAUGCCAUAGUUAUAAGGAAGUAGAUGUAAAAUGCUCGUGGCCAGGCUGCGGUAAAGUAUUCGACAAGCCUUGUAGGCUCAAGGCACACAUACGCUCGCAUACUGGCUGCAAACCUUACCUUUGUACAUUUCAAGGCUGCCAGUGGGCGUUCUCUUCUUCUAGCAAAUUGAAGAGACACCAGAAAAAGCACACUAAUGAACGGAAGUUCGUGUGCGACGUUCCUUCCUGUGGAAAAGCAUUUAUGAGAUCUGAGCAUCUCAAGGAGCAUAGAUUAACGCAUAAGGAAGGAAGAUACUUUCAAUGUUUUAUAUGUAACGCGAAGUUUUCUGCAAAAAGUAGUUUGUACGUUCAUAUAAAGAAGCAUCAAGUUAAAGAAGAGGUAGAGGCGAAUUUACACGAUACUAUCAAUGGUCAUAAACGGAGCAAACUGAAGGAAACGCAAUGCUCUAGGGUUAAUCCGGUUGUGAAAUCAAAAAGAAAGUCAAUAGAUCUGAAUAUUAAUGCGGCUUGCCUAAACACGUCUACAGUGACGGAGAACUCUGAACACAUAAACGAUGCAAAUAUCAGAAAUAAUAAUGAGAAUCAAACUAAAGACGAUACAGUGCCUCCACAAGAUCAAUCUAAGACUUUAUACCAUUGUCCAGUUGAAACCUGCACACGUUCGUAUACUACAAAAGCUACGUUAAGAGCACACAUGUUAAAAGUACACGGUACACCUGUUGAAGAGUGCGCAGACAAAACAUCCAAAAGAAUGCCUGGAAAUUCAGUUUGUAACAUGGACUACAUUUUGUACACCGCUCCCUCGGUAUCAGAGCCUACGGAGCAAAUGAUAAUGGUAGCGCCUUAUGAUGCGGUUAUUCUUAGUACUUCGCCAGAAACGGAUCGAUCUCUUCCUGAACCGGAACCACCGCCUCUUAAUAAUGUAUUAAAAACGUCAGAACCUCCUUCGGAUGUAACGACAUACAAGAAAUUACCUGAUCUACCCUUGAGAAAAGAUCAAGGCUCAGCACGGACUGAUUUAACAUUCUCCGACGUGUGGAAAUUAAAGGCGAAUGGUGCUGUGUUAGAUUCGGUAGUCGGAGCAUCGGACCUUGUGUUAGGUACAAGUGAUUUAGAGGAAGGUUUAUUGCUCACAGAGGAAUUGCCUUCGAUGUAUUAUCAAGAUGAUGUAGUAGGAACAGAGUAUCAAGUACUGUUACUCGAUUCAGUACCACCUGAAAGUACUAUAAACUUGCGGGGACUUGAAUAA